This is a messenger RNA of Eublepharis macularius, 924 nucleotides long. Its product is annotated as basic phospholipase A2 Sms-N6-like. Lineage: Eukaryota; Metazoa; Chordata; Lepidosauria; Squamata; Eublepharidae. Gene Ontology annotation, molecular function: phospholipid binding; calcium ion binding. The record is from RefSeq and is a predicted model, not a curated record. The transcript is spliced from 5 exons. Bases 477 to 908 code for a protein of 143 amino acids. Gene Ontology annotation, biological process: lipid catabolic process; phospholipid metabolic process; negative regulation of T cell proliferation.
UUGGUAUGGGUGUUCCAGGUCUCUUACACAAAUACUAUGAUCUGAGGAUAAUACCAGCAUAAUGGAAACUUCCAUAACACCCACUGGAAAAAGCUACCACUAGGAUUGCAAAAUAUGAUGUUCGGAAGUGCAAGUGACAAUUGCCGCUUCAGCAUUCUUCCAAACCGUAAUUUGGGAUAUACGCACAGACAGACAAGGAUCAGGUGGGGUAUUUUUUAGAAGACCAGAAAAGAACUUGUUGGAGAGGUUUCAGUAUAACUGUCCAGUGGAGAAGAAACCUGCUUUUCCAGUUGAGCCUGGAACACGGGGGAUUUUCCCCUCUCUUGCCAUAAAACUCUUCUGUUGGCUAUAAAGUCCAGUCCAGGCACCUUCAAGAGAAGAUAGCCAAGACCAAGAGAGAAAACAAGAGUUGCCAGCACAGACUGUAGAUUCCCAAGACAUUUUCCGAAGUUGGAGACAGUCCUUAUCGGAGAGACAUGAAGAUCCUUUUGGGAGCGAUUGUGCUACUGGCCUGUAGUAUUCUUAUGGCUCAAGGGAGCAUCCUGGAAUUUGGAGACAUGAUUAAAGUAGUCACUGGAAAAAGUGCAUUCCCAGACUACACCACUUAUGGGUGCUAUUGCGGAAUUGGUGGCAAAGGGCGACCUCGGGAUGCCACUGACGGUUGCUGCCUUGCACAUGACUGCUGUUACUCAAAGCUGAGUGAGAAGUGCAACACCAAAACCGACAGAUAUAAAUUCACCUAUAACAAUGGAGUCGUAACAUGUGGUCAGGGAAGCUGGUGCGAAAUGCAGACUUGCGAGUGUGACAAGGCCGCUGUCCUCUGCCUGCGAGACAACCUGAACUCUUACAACAAGGACCUCCGUUUUUACUUCGACAUUCAUUGCAAUGAGGGACCCAUGAAAUGUUGAGGGGAAAGUUGUCUUA